CUUUUCCCACCUUGUGGCAGUUGGAAACUGCUUGUGUCAUAGACCUUCAGUGGACAAAGCUGUGGAGAACCCACCACACAAGCCCAAGUGUGAAAGGGUGCAUGUACACAGGCCAGGCAGAAAAAGUUCAGAAAUCCUGCCCACUGAAAACAGAAGAGGGCUGUGCCUCAUCACUUCAGCAUCAUAUUGCUGCCCACUAAGUGAAUGCCCUUUGUGUACAUGGAGGCUGAACAUAAAAAUGGGUAGACCUGUAGGGUUCCCUUAAAAUCUGCCAGGUGUGAUGGUACCUAUCUGUAGUUGCAAUACUCAGAAGUGGAGGUGGGAUAAUGGUGAGUUACAGGCCAGCCCUGGCUACAUAGUGAGACUUGGUAUCACGAAUAUUAUAGGAGCUGGAGAGAUGGCUCAGCAUUUAAGUGUGUGUACUGCUCUUGCAGAAGACCCAAGUUUGGUUUUAUUGCUGUGAAAAGACACUAUGACCAUGGCAACUCUUAUAUAAAGAAAAAACAUGCCUCUUUCCGCAAACUAUCACCAUGGUGCCUAAGAAUGCCCUGGCUGAUGCCCUCAAGAGCAUCAACGAUGCUGAGAAGAGAGGCAAAUGCCAGGUCCUCAUCAGGCCCUGCUCCAAAGUCAUCGUUAGGUUCCUAACUGUGAUGACGAAGCAUGGCUAUACUGGUGAGUUUGAAAUCAUUGAUGACCACAGAGCUGAGAAAAUCAUCGUGAACCUCACAGGCAGAUGGAACAAGUGUGGGGUGAGAAGCCCUAGGUUUGAUGUGCAACUCACAGACCUAGAAAAAUGGCAGAACAGUCUGCUCCCAUCAUGUUGGUUUGGCUUCAUUGUUCUGACAACCUCAGCUGGCAUCAUGGACCAUGAAGAAGCAAGAUGAGAACACACAGGAGGGAAAAUCCUGGGAUUCUUUUUCUAGAGAUGUGAAACACAAAAAGCCUCCAUGGACUGAA
This is a messenger RNA of Peromyscus maniculatus bairdii (prairie deer mouse), 957 nucleotides long. Lineage: Eukaryota; Metazoa; Chordata; Mammalia; Rodentia; Cricetidae. The record is from RefSeq and is a predicted model, not a curated record.